AUGAAAACACGGAAUCUAGCUAUUUGUGCUUUGUUAGCAUCGAAUUCUUAUGUUAGUGUACCCUGCUCGCCGACAAGUUUAAAUUCUCCAUGGAAGGAUCUAACAGAUCAAAUAAAACAUCAUCUGGUCCCAUGCGCUUGUGAACCUCUACAAUUGAAAAUUGAUAAACUUGAAGUUGCAAAUCAAAAACUAAUCGAAGAAAUUAAUGAGUGCUAUGAAAAAAUUGACCAAAAGCAAGCUAAAAUUGAAAAACAGAAAAAUAAAUUAGAAAAGCGCAAAAAUCAAAUUCGACCACUUGAGGAUCAGAUUGAAGCACAGUAUGAUCAAAUCAGAAUACUUCGCCAUCAAAUUGAAGCAGAAAAAAAUGAAAUAAUAACACUUCGAUAUCGAAUUGGAGCACAAUAUAAUCGAAUUAAAGCACAAAAAAAUCAAACCAGAACACAAGAAACUCAAAACAAACAAAAAAACAGUGUAAUUACAACAAAAAGAAGUAAAAUUCAGCAACGACAAUUUCAAAUUGUAACAUAUAAAUCUGGUAAGCAAGAACAAGCAACAAGUAAUCAGCUUAUUCGAUGUGAUGAUCAGAAUUCUCGAAAAAUACCGAGAAUUUAA
This is a messenger RNA of Rotaria sp. Silwood2, 612 nucleotides long. The record is from the annotation of a GenBank genome assembly. NCBI's taxonomy places the organism in Eukaryota, Metazoa, Rotifera, Eurotatoria, Philodinida, Philodinidae.